This is a messenger RNA of Neurospora tetraspora, 1955 nucleotides long. RefSeq lists its product as uncharacterized. Bases 156 to 1745 code for a protein of 529 amino acids. The record is from RefSeq and is a predicted model, not a curated record. The transcript is spliced from 2 exons. NCBI's taxonomy places the organism in Eukaryota, Fungi, Ascomycota, Sordariomycetes, Sordariales, Sordariaceae.
CACCCAAAUAUGCACACGCAUAGCAUGCCCGGAGAGUCAGAAAGUGUGAGUCGGAGACCGGACUCGGACACCGGACUCGAAACCAGUCAGGCAAGAUACUUCUACCUCAACAUCUGCGUUUUGAUGCAGCCCGGUGGCGAGAAAGAGGGGGAAGCAUGAACUGUUGGAAUAUUUCUCGCGACUUAAAACCCGACACCCGUUCUUCUUUUCUCCCUCCUUCACCAAACAUCUUUCUCAUCCAUUCUCCCCAUCAUCAACACCCAGCAAAAGCUUGUCCCUAUCAUCAACACCCAGCAAAAACUUUUAAAGCCAAACCCAUCAUGUCGUCCAUUCGGGCCACUUCCCCCGGGUAUGACGCCCCGUUCGACCGACAACCUGAGCCUCGCGGUCCGUUCCUUGAGACGCACUACCCCCAUUACGAAGACUGGAACAAGCACCUUGCCGAUGAUCUCAAAAUCAAGAAUAGUAACAAUGAGUGGAAACACUCAUUUCAAAAGAUGACUUACUCUCUUCGCUCCUGGUUUCCCUAUUUUUCCUCCAAAGAAGCACUUCAACAGCCACCUCCUCAACCGCCCGUCAAGCUCAGGCCGCCCCCAGAAGCGAAACGGAAGUUCAAAUCCGUUCUCAUUUCUCACCACUUCCGUGCCGAGAUAACCCGGUAUCUUGCCGAGUCCAUCCACAAUUGGGAGACUGUUAACCCGACGGAAUGGUACAUGGAGCUUCGCCAUUUCUUCAUCGAUCUUCCCACGCAGCUCAGGGAGCUGGAGGAGCAUUUGACUGGAACCUCCUCCAUGUCCUCCAUCAACGACAACGAAGAAAACCAGGCCGACACCCGCGCUCUGGCUAACUGGACCUCCUACCAACUACCCCCCGGCUUUGCCGGCCCUACUUCCGUCUCCGUCUACCCACACCGCCGCUAUCCCAACCUCCGCCACAGCCGGCGGAUCGUCUUCUCGCAACGUCUAAACAUCAAAGACAACCACAACAGCGGGUGGCUGGCAGGCCGCUGGCUCGUAGUGGCCUACCUCUUUGCUGCGACCCCGGAAGCAGUCCAGGAUCUGGACGUGAAGAGUAUACUACUGUCUUCCUGCACCCCUGGCCGUGGUAACAUAAACACCAUGUCGUCUCUCAACGCUUACAAUGCCGUCAAUCCUCCAUUGUCCAUUUCGUCCGGCAGUCCAGAGUGGUGGUUGCUACCGACGAGAGAUAUCUUCUUCCAGCUUCAGCGUCGUUACGAUCUGAUGACCAUGGCCGAGGCGAAUACUACGGAUGAGAUGCUCGCCACAGCCUUCAUCUCCCACUACCCCGAUGUCUAUCACAAGCCAUUUGCCUACGGCUAUGAUUACGAUUCCUCCGAUGCCGACUACAAACGCCGGCUGCGUGACAUGGAAGGGCGGCUGCGUGACAUGGAAGGGCGGCUCCGUGACAUGGAGCGGCCGCGACCUCUCCCAUUUGUACGCGCGCGACAUGGACAUGGCCAUGGAGUCGGCGGAGGUAUCCUUCCGGAACUCAACGACCGUUGUCAGUGGAUUGAUCGGAUGUGGCCGGUUUUGAUGACGGGUCAGGACAUAAAGAAGCAGACUGAGGGCGUGAAGACGGCUGGUACACCAUGUGGAGAUACAUAUGGUGCUUCGAGUACUACCUCCAGCAUCUCUAGCAUCUGCAGGACCCCCAGUACAUCCAGUGCCUCUUCUCAAGAUGGUUAUAGUACCACCACCUUCGACGACGAUGACGAAGGGACAUGAAGUGAUACCACCACCUCCGACGACGAUGACAAAGGGAGUGAGUCCUUCCUCUUCAGUAUGCUUAUUGGCUUUAUCGGUGUCGCCAUUGUAUGGAGCGAAAUCUGUCCUAAGAACUAGCUCUUCUCCUACCUACGCUUCACAAUGCCUUUGCAAAAGCUGAAAGACGUAUUUCAACAAGCACAUCCAGAUUCAUAGGUACCUACCUAGACA